Molecule: messenger RNA, 1584 nt
Organism: Sycon ciliatum
Lineage: Eukaryota; Metazoa; Porifera; Calcarea; Leucosolenida; Sycettidae
Exons: 3
Coding region: 337-1302 (321 amino acids)
Molecular function (GO): calcium ion binding
Source: RefSeq, a predicted model, not a curated record
CUUAACACCAAUGCAUAGCCGGUAGCAACACGGAUGUGAGAACGAUUCUUUUCUAGCAUAUCGCAGGCAAAGUGCAUCUUUAUGCCCGACUCAUAUCAUUUCGUGCACAACGUAACGUUGGAAAGAUACACAGUGGAGAGGCUUCAUACUGAUCAGUGCUAUUUUGAUGAAGGUAUUCUUCAGGUUGGCUUCGGUGUCGGCAAGUGGCAGUCUAAGAUUGUUUUGAUCACAUCGUGGAAGGAUUGCCUUCCCACCUCGUACCCAAUCCUGCCCCAUGUUGGCUUGACCUGGAUUGGAACGUCGUCUCGGUCCUGAUACUUACAUAAUUGUGUGAUAAUGGUGCACUUGUCAGUCUGUGUCCAGACCAAAUACAGUUGGAUCGUGCUAGUGACAACACUGGUUGUGAUCACAACUGAGGUAUGGUGUUUGACGCCAAGAUGCAUUCCAGAAGCACAUCACCAAUAUACUGACGAAGGCAGGAACGGGGGAUUCGAAACAUUCAAGUGGUAUACACCUGGUACACUAUCAAAUUCCUACCUCGGCCACAAUCGUGUUUAUAGCACACACUUCGAGUUUAACGGGAGCUGCACUAUUAAAGCAAUAGCCAUAUCAUUCACGGCACACGGAAAUUGUCGCUUCUCAGUUUCGUCUAAGUCGUUUGACCACAUUGGUUGGUCAAAUGCAAGGCCAGUUUGGUUCAGCCAUAGUAGUAAAUAUGGAUCCAGUCACAAUCUCAAUUUCACCGUGCAAUCAUCACAUGGGUUGCAAAUCAAAUUCACAGUCGAGAGUCCGCUAUCACGUCCUAUCAGCCAGUGUGCGUUUCAACUCAAUGAAGCACGUGAACCGUACAUCGCCUUGCAGGUUCAAGAAGAUCACGAUGAAUGUUCAGCAUCGAAUCAUCUCUGCUAUGGAUAUUACAACACUUCAUAUUGUACAAACACGUGGGGAUCCUUCAGCUGUACGAGGACUUGCCAGCAUGGAUAUCGACAUGGAUAUAGCUAUAUUUGCAACGACAUCAAUGAAUGCGCUUGGUCUUCUACGCCUUGCUAUGGAUAUAUCCGCAGGGAUAAUGAGCCUAACUGUGCGAACACUCCUGGAGCCUAUCAGUGUAUUUGCCGGCAAGGUUAUGAGAUUGUCAAGAAGGGACACCGAUUUCAAUGCCAGGAUAUUGAUGAAUGCUCUCUUACACCUCACCACUGUGCUGCGUACUCUGCGCAAGUUACAGGGAAAUGCGUGAACACUCCAGGGUCCUACUGUAACAGUCCAACUAACUUCAGUAGUCAUUCUUGGAAUAAGCAAUGAUCCUUGCCAUAAUGCAUUCUUAUAUACAUGAACAAGCAAUGAUGGACAUAACACCUAACAGCAGCAGCGUGAUAAUAGCAGGUGAUAAGUGUAUCCUAUUCCUAGUGUUAGUAGUAACAGUGAAUCUGUUACACCAUUCCCCCCUCUCAACUGUCAGAACAGUACCAAUUCGAAGGAACAGUUAUGGUAACUAAUGAUCAUGCAUGGAUAUGUGGAAUGCAUGGUAGCCGAAAACAACACUGAUGAACUCAAGAUCCAGUGCAUGUCCUCUGCAAAUAACGC